AUGCUACGCAUCCUUGGACCUGGCAAAUGCUUUCCCCAUCUCCGCCCCUCGCGGGCAUUCUCCACUACACCCCUCAGAGCUAAUGACUCCCCCGCCCUCAACUUCCGCUCACUGCUCUCCGCUCUCCGCGCCCAGGACGACCUCAUCGAUAUUACGCAGUCCACCUCCCCUGAUCUUGAAAUCGCCGCUCUGACUCGUCGCGUAUACGAGACAAACUCUCCUGCCCCCCUCUUUCACAAUGUCACCAACACAGAACCUGAAACCGGUCUCUUCAAGAUCCUCGGUGCCCCCGUCGGUCUCCGCGCUGACCCCGCCACCCGAUUCGGCCGUUUAGCCAUUCAAAUCGGCCUUCCACCGACUGCCACCCCGCUGGACAUUCUCGAGAAGCUUAUCGCUGCUAAGCACUUGACUCCACUACCCCCAAUUCCUGUUCCGGCUUCUUCUGCCCCAUGCAAGGAGAAUAUCCUCCGUGGGUCCCAGAUUGACAUGACCAAAUGGCCUAUUCCGCGUCUUCACCCACUUGACGGGGGCAACUACCUAGCCACAUAUGGCUUCCAUAUUCUUCAGUCUCCUGAUAAAGCAUGGACGUCAUGGUCGAUCUCCCGUGCUAUGCACAUCGCAAAUACGCCCCGUACCAUCACCGCACCGAUCAUGCCGGGCCAACAUAUCGCCCAGGUGCAUAAGAUGUGGGCCGACCAAGGCGCGAAAGAUACCCCUUGGGCACUAGUCCUGGGUGGGCCUCCAGCUGCCGCCUUCGUUGGGGGCAUGCCUCUUCCCGCAUUCGUAUCCGAAGAUGGCUACAUCGGUGCUCUCUGCGGUGAAGCAAUGAAGGUGGUGAAAUGCGAAACGAACGACCUCUACGUCCCCGCCAACGCAGAGAUCGUGCUCGAAGGCCGCAUCAGCACGACCGACGAAGUCGGCGAGGGCCCGAUGGGCGAGUAUCACGGGUACAUGUUCCCGGACAAGGCAGUGCCCGAGCCGAAGAUCGAAGUGGACUGCGUGACGUAUCGGCGGAAUCCCGUGGUCCCGAUCUGCGUGGCGGGGUUAGCGCCUGACGAGACGCACACGGUGUGGGGGGCAGCGAUAUCAGCGGAGAUCCUGGAUGCGUUGAGGGAGGCGGGAUUGCCGGUGAAGAUAGCUUGGAUGCCGUAUGAGGCGCAGUGUUGUUGGGUGGUGGUUAGUGUGGAUGUGGAGAGGCUGGGGAGAAUGGGGAUGAAGAAGGAGGAGCUGUCGAGGAGGGUUGGAGAGGUAGUCUUUGGGACUCAUGCGGGGUGGGAGGCGCCCAAGGUGUUUGUUGUCGGGGAUGAUGUUGAUGUUACGGACAUUGGGCAGUUCGUGUGGGCGCUGGCGACGAGGUAUCGUCCUGGGGCUGAUGAAUUAGUGUUUGAAGAAGCGGAUGGCUUGCCUAUGAUUCCGUAUAUGACCAGAGCGAGUAGGGCGGAGGUGCCGAAUCCGGGGAAGGGCGGGAAGAGUGUCGUGAAUUUAUUGCUGCCGUCGGAGUUUGAGGGGAAGAGGCCCUGGGUGCCGGGCAGCUUUGAGGGGUUGUAUUCGGAGGAAUUGAAGCAGAAAGUGCUGGGUAGAUGGGAAGGGCUGUUUGGGAAGAAGUGAGUAACGUACCUAGGGUUGAGUUGAGCCAAUCUUAAGAUAAGGUUUCGGGAAGAAUCUGGGAACUUGGUUUCCAACUGUCAGGCACAGGAUUGUUUAUCAUGAACUAAAUCGACAUUAGUGGAAUGUUGACAACAUUAUGCGCUAGAUCAAAUGAGACGGGCGCUAUAAUCAAUUCGGCUAUAGGAG
Messenger RNA from Aspergillus costaricaensis CBS 115574, 1794 nucleotides. Its product is annotated as UbiD family decarboxylase. Gene Ontology annotation, molecular function: carboxy-lyase activity. Gene Ontology annotation, biological process: cinnamic acid catabolic process; ferulate metabolic process. Gene Ontology annotation, cellular component: cytoplasm. The record is from RefSeq and is a predicted model, not a curated record. The transcript has a single exon. Lineage: Eukaryota; Fungi; Ascomycota; Eurotiomycetes; Eurotiales; Aspergillaceae. Bases 1 to 1608 code for a protein of 535 amino acids.